Messenger RNA from Naegleria gruberi, 180 nucleotides. RefSeq lists its product as uncharacterized. The transcript has a single exon. The record is from RefSeq and is a predicted model, not a curated record. The annotation marks the transcript as partial. Lineage: Eukaryota; Heterolobosea; Eutetramitea; Acrasida; Naegleriidae. Gene Ontology annotation, molecular function: protein binding.
GGAGGAUCUUUCAGUCUUAGAUUUAGUCCAGUUACAUUGAUUGAUCAAGUUAAAAGAAAAGUUUCUCAAUAUCAAGGUACUUCUUACUCAAGCAUUAAAUUGGUAUUUUCUGGUAAAGUUUUGGAUGAAGGAAGAACCUUAGCUGAUUACAAUAUUGAAAAUGGAAGUAGUGUUAAUGUU